This is a messenger RNA of Rhopalosiphum maidis (corn leaf aphid), 1315 nucleotides long. RefSeq lists its product as uncharacterized. The transcript has 7 exons. The coding region runs from base 210 to 1169 and encodes 319 amino acids. The record is from RefSeq and is a predicted model, not a curated record. NCBI's taxonomy places the organism in Eukaryota, Metazoa, Arthropoda, Insecta, Hemiptera, Aphididae.
GCACCCUCGUCGGACGCUUUAAUGGUUGUUUUUCCGGUAUAGUUCGUCUCUCACGCCAAGUUAUUUCGAAGUGACAAAUAAUUUUUUACUCCAUUUCUAUCCGAACUGUAUUGUUAUAAGAAAAUAUUAUUAUUAUCAAUAAUAAAUAUAUAUUUUAUUUACGAUGUACACUUGUACACAGAAGAUAUAAAAUGAAAAACGCCGGGUAAAUGUUCAAUCGUCGAUGUCCUGGCUCGUCGAUGAAAAAACACAUACAAAUCAGGAAAUUCGAUGGAGAGAAUGAAAAUACCGUAAUUUAUUUUAAACCUAAUUUUAACAUGGGUGAAUGUAAAUCAACUACAAAAACUACAUCUAUUAUGAUGGCAUUACUAUUUUUGAUAGUAGAUCCUUGCGACAUUGGUGAAGCAGUUCAAAUGCUUGGUGUUAAGGUGCCUGCAUACAUAUUUAUGGGAGACUCUGUACAGUUAUUUUGUGAUUAUGAUAUGCAAAUGGACAAAUUGUACUCAGUUACCUGGUACAAAGACAAUGAAGAAUUCUAUCGAUACGUUCCAACAUCUAAACAUCUCAAACACAGUUUCAGUAUGGAUGGUAUCACAGUUGAUCAUAUUUACUCGGACAACAAAAAAGUCACCUUGCGUUACGCUAAUUUGUUGAUGAAUGGCGAAUACAAGUGUGAAGUAUCUGCUGAAGCACCGUUCUUUACGACUGUACAUGCUGAAUCCAAAAUGGCCAUAAUAAGUUUGCCGAAACCAAAAGAUUUAACAAAAAUCAAUGGAGGCUCUGGAGUCUAUCAAACUAGUGAUACUAUUUAUUUAAAUUGUACGUCAGGAGAAUCAUUUCCCGCUGCAAGACUUCGGUGGUAUAUUAAUGACAAAAUGGUGGUUUCUAAUUACGACCGCUCAGAAAAAUUACGGAACGGUUUAUACAUCAGCAUAUCCAAAUUAAAUUUAUCAAUAUCUCCUGAUCACUUCAACAAUGGCUUAAUGAAAGUUACAUGCCAAUCCAUCAUCAAUAUAGGUCGUCCAAAGGCAUUACCACCUCCUAAGGAAUAUAAACGUGAAGCAAUACUCUUGGUGCGUGGAUCAGCAGUAGCAAUGUGUAUAACGUUCAACUUUAAAAUAACAUUAAUAACAUUAACAUCAACAUUGUUUUUACUAAAUACGUCGUGAAAACGGUAAAAAUUGUUAUCCAAUUAUUUUGGCUCCUUCAUUUAAAUUAUGCGAAAUCGUAUGUUAUCUUGUUAUAUUAUCAAAACUGUUUAAUAAACUUUUUGUCCGCACGAGUUGUAAGUUGUAACUAUACAUUUAUUGUUUUU